GUUUUAAAAUGUCUGGCCCUCUCCCUCCCCACCACCCGUGGCUGCUGUGUCCAGACGGAGAAUGUUCUAGCGCUGGGGGCAGCUGCGGAUGAAGUCCUUGGGGGGAAAAGGAGCAGGCCAAGGGCGAUGGUGGAGUAGAGCUGCCUCACAGAGGCAGCAUGAGCUGAGAGGGUGAUAGGAAGGAAGGAGGCGCUAGACAGCAUGGAGGACUUUCUGCUCUCCAAUGGGUACCAGCUGGGCAAGACCAUUGGGGAAGGGACCUACUCAAAAGUCAAAGAAGCAUUUUCCAAAAAACACCAAAGAAAAGUGGCAAUUAAAAUUAUUGACAAGAUGGGAGGGCCAGAAGAAUUUAUCCAGAGAUUCCUGCCUCGGGAGCUCCAGAUUGUCCGCACCCUGGACCACAAGAACAUCAUCCGGGUGUAUGAGAUGCUGGAGUCUGCUGAUGGGAAAAUCUACCUGGUGAUGGAGCUGGCUGAGGGAGGGGAUGUCUUUGACUGUGUGCUGAAUGGGGGGCCGCUGCCCGAGAGCCGGGCCAAGGCCCUCUUCCGUCAGAUGGUCGAGGCCAUCCGCUACUGCCAUGGCUGUGGUGUGGCCCACCGGGACCUCAAGUGUGAGAACGCCUUGUUGCAGGGCUUCAAUCUGAAGCUGACAGACUUUGGCUUUGCUAAGGUGUUGCCCAAGUCACGCCGAGAGCUGAGCCAGACCUUCUGUGGCAGCACAGCCUAUGCCGCCCCUGAGGUGCUGCAGGGUAUUCCCCAUGAUAGCAAGAAGGGGGACGUCUGGAGCAUGGGUGUGGUCCUGUACGUCAUGCUCUGUGCCAGCCUACCUUUUGACGACACAGACAUUCCCAAGAUGCUGUGGCAGCAGCAGAAGGGGGUGUCCUUCCCUACUCAUCUGGGCAUCUCGGCCGAAUGCCAGGACCUGCUCAAGCGGCUCCUGGAACCAGAUAUGAUCCUCCGGCCUUCAAUUGAAGAAGUUAGUUGCCAUCCAUGGCUAGCAAGCACUUGAAAAAAGCAAUGGCAAGUCCUCCCCAAUAAAACAGGGAGAGAAAGCAAACCCAAAAACC
This is a messenger RNA of Canis lupus familiaris (dog), 1066 nucleotides long. RefSeq names its product testis specific serine kinase 3 (gene TSSK3). Bases 202 to 1008 code for a protein of 268 amino acids. Gene Ontology annotation, molecular function: tau-protein kinase activity; protein serine/threonine kinase activity; ATP binding. NCBI's taxonomy places the organism in Eukaryota, Metazoa, Chordata, Mammalia, Carnivora, Canidae. The transcript is spliced from 2 exons. Gene Ontology annotation, biological process: microtubule cytoskeleton organization; intracellular signal transduction; protein phosphorylation. The record is from RefSeq and is a predicted model, not a curated record. Gene Ontology annotation, cellular component: cytoplasm.